Messenger RNA from Umbelopsis ramanniana AG, 417 nucleotides. RefSeq lists its product as uncharacterized. The annotation marks the transcript as partial. Lineage: Eukaryota; Fungi; Mucoromycota; Umbelopsidomycetes; Umbelopsidales; Umbelopsidaceae. The transcript has a single exon. The record is from RefSeq and is a predicted model, not a curated record.
AUGUUUGUAUGCUGCUAUAGCUUGGGCUGGACACCUGACCACUGGAGAAUCUCCAAGACUAUCCUUCUGCACAAGAAAGAUGACACCCACGAACUCUCAAACUGGCGACCUAUUUCACUGCAAAACACUGCAGGAAAAAUAUAUGCUGGUGUGAUUGACAGCAUCUUACGUCAAGCUGUUGGCUCUAGAAUACCAAAAAACCAAAAAGGCUUUGUCAAACACACCCCAGGCUGUAUUGAACACGACUACUAUGUUCAGGCUACAAUUCGAAAAGCCCGGCGCCAGCGACUACCACUCUACAUAUGCUCCUACGACAUUGGUGAUGCUUUCGGAAGUAUCUCACACGAACGAAUACAGCAAUCACUGGAGCUAAUAGGUCUGGACGAUCGAGCAAUUGACAUCAUAACCAGCAUGUAC